AUGGGGUGUGUGACUCUAUUUGAGCCUGUGGUGGGUCUACAUGCUUUUGCCAUGUUCAUGACCUAUCCUCUACUACAGCAGUAUAUCUACAGGAGGCUGUGGGAACAACUGAGUGGAUCUCUAUUUCCUGUCAGUAUAAACCAGUCUCAUUGCUCCAACAACUACACCAAUCUGACUAUUCAUCAGGAUAUUCAAAAAUGCAAAGCCAAUAUUUUCUCUUUUUACCCAUACAAGUUCAUUAAGAACCACCUGGUCUCCUUAGUGCUUCUGUUGUCAUACAGUGACUAUGGUGGCCAUAAGGUGGCAAUGGCUCACCCAUUGGUGGGCAGUUUUUUCUUCACUCUCACUUUCUUCAUAGUGGGCAAGUACACACUCAGAUACCUCAGGUACUUUCUUGGUGCUGCUUUUUUUGCUGGGCUUUGGGGUAAACAUACGCUGACUGGAGACUGUUUAUUCUAUGUGGCUGACAAUUGUGUACUAGACUAAGCAGAGAAUAGAAAAAGAGUAAAGGCUAUUCAAAUGACUCGUCUAGACAUUGUUCUAGGUGUGCUGUCUGAUUUGGGCUCCCUUUGCACUGGGUUCUAUAUUCAAGAUGCUGGCUUCAGCUGGCCAUUCCUCUCUGCAUCCAUAGUUCAUGUGCUCAACCUGAUUUAUGUGCUGGGGAUGCUGAAGGAGCCUCAGUGUCCUUCAGUACAAAAUCUGACUCUGAAGCAGAGCUCGUCCAGCCACAGGGCAGCUGCUGAACCUUUCCCUCAGACAAGGUGUUUUUAUGGUGUCUGUCUGCUUUUUGCAGCUUCUACAAGGAGACAAAAUGUAGUGCUGCUUCUCAUCCUGAGUGCCUUUGUCGUCUGA
Tachysurus vachellii is the source of this 852-nucleotide messenger RNA. RefSeq names its product solute carrier family 46 member 3 (gene slc46a3). Lineage: Eukaryota; Metazoa; Chordata; Actinopteri; Siluriformes; Bagridae. The record is from RefSeq and is a predicted model, not a curated record. Gene Ontology annotation, molecular function: transmembrane transporter activity. Gene Ontology annotation, cellular component: lysosomal membrane. Gene Ontology annotation, biological process: vacuolar transmembrane transport.